Molecule: messenger RNA, 627 nt
Organism: Kluyveromyces marxianus DMKU3-1042
Lineage: Eukaryota; Fungi; Ascomycota; Saccharomycetes; Saccharomycetales; Saccharomycetaceae
Gene: VPS21
Product: Rab family GTPase
Exons: 1
Coding region: 1-627 (208 amino acids)
Molecular function (GO): GTP binding; GTPase activity
Source: RefSeq, a predicted model, not a curated record
AUGAACUCAAAUAUUACUUCAAUAAAGCUAGUGCUUCUAGGAGAAGCAGCUGUGGGAAAAUCUUCUAUCGUUUUGAGAUUUGUGUCUAAUGAUUUUGCUGAGAAUAAAGAGCCUACUAUUGGUGCUGCAUUUUUGACCCAACGAGUUAACAUGGCCGAUCAUACGAUAAAGUUUGAGAUAUGGGAUACUGCUGGUCAGGAACGGUUUGCAUCUUUAGCACCAAUGUAUUAUAGAAACGCUCAAGCAGCCCUAGUGGUAUAUGAUGUGACGAAACCACAGUCGUUUAUUAAGGCGCGUCACUGGGUAAAAGAAUUACAUGAACAAGCUAGUAAAGGAAUUGUCAUCGCUUUGGUUGGGAAUAAGAUGGAUCUAUUGGAAUCCGAAGAUGAUAGGAAGGUUGCUAGAGAAGAAGCAGAGAAGCUAGCACAGGAGGAGAAUCUGCUCUUUUUCGAAACUAGUGCAAAGACCGGUGAAAAUGUUAAUGAAGUAUUCUUAGCUAUCGGUGAAAAGAUUCCACUUAAGAAAGCAAAUGGUGCUGGAAAUGGUGAACUGAACGCCGUAGAUGACAGAAGAAUCGAUUUGAAUAACUCUACAAACCCUGAAAAUGUAAGUAACUGUGCGUGUUAA